AUGAGAUAUCUCUAUAAUACCAAACCUGGCAUUUGCUACACAAUUGGAAUGGUGAGUAUGUUUAUGAGCAAACCAAAGUGGUCACAUUACCAAGCUACUGUCAGGAUUCUAAGGUAUAUAAAGAGGACUGUGAAGUUUGGAGUUUUGUUCCCUUCUGGAUCUGAAAGUGAGUCAGAACUGAUGUGCUAUUCAGAUUUUGACUGGUGUGGUGAUAGAGUUGACAGAAGAAGUACUUCUGGAUACUUUUUCAAAUAUCUGGGAAGUCUCAUUUCUUGGUGUUCCAAGAAGCAACAUGUGUUUGUGUUAUCAACUUGUGAAGUUGAAUACAUUGCAGGUGCUCUGUGUCCGUGUCAAGCUGUGUGGUUACUGAAUUUGUUGCAUGAUCUGAAUAUCAAGAUGAGUAAGCCUAUGAAGUUGAUGAUUGAUAACAAAUCUGUCAUAAGUCUUGCUAAGAACCCAGUGCUGCAUGAGAGAAGCAAGCACAUUGACAUAAAGUUCCAUUUUUUGAGGAAUCAAGUCCAGAAUGGAGUGCUAGAAGUUGUGCAUUGUAGCACCCAGAAGUAA
Molecule: messenger RNA, 564 nt
Organism: Vicia villosa (hairy vetch)
Lineage: Eukaryota; Viridiplantae; Streptophyta; Magnoliopsida; Fabales; Fabaceae
Product: secreted RxLR effector protein 161-like
Exons: 1
Coding region: 1-564 (187 amino acids)
Source: RefSeq, a predicted model, not a curated record